Molecule: messenger RNA, 468 nt
Organism: Dibothriocephalus latus
Lineage: Eukaryota; Metazoa; Platyhelminthes; Cestoda; Diphyllobothriidea; Diphyllobothriidae
Source: the annotation of a GenBank genome assembly
GAGACGCCAGCACAUCGUUUUGACCCUGUGGGCUUGCACUGUCCGAGCAGCCUCCCGUCCCGGGGGCGGAUAUUUGAGAAGAAACACCGUUUUCCACUAGCUAAACCCUACUGGACCAGGUCCAUCGGUCUGUCACCUCUGCAGCGGCACAAUUUCCCCGGUGCGCCGCUGAUUGAUUCGCGUCGACUACAGGUCAUCUACGAUCGCCUUAUCCUGCGAAAUUUGGACGUUCAAGACGAGGGUGUCUAUCGAUUUGGUUAUGAGUACGAACCGGACAAGUUCUCCACCCUCUGCUACUUUGCUGUCUACCUAAAUGACAAAUCUGUGGUAGCAGACUUUUUGGCGCGUUCGCCCAUACCCCUGAUUUUUAGACGACAUAGCUCUCUACCUAACUACCUACCCCCACCGCCUGCAGCCAAAACUACCUGUCAAGACGAAGGCAAGAAGACCGAGACUGAGGGGAUUUGA